This is a messenger RNA of Leptopilina heterotoma, 5141 nucleotides long. It is a transcript of the gene Dll, whose product is annotated as homeotic protein distal-less. Bases 970 to 2205 code for a protein of 411 amino acids. Gene Ontology annotation, molecular function: DNA-binding transcription factor activity, RNA polymerase II-specific; RNA polymerase II cis-regulatory region sequence-specific DNA binding. The record is from RefSeq and is a predicted model, not a curated record. Lineage: Eukaryota; Metazoa; Arthropoda; Insecta; Hymenoptera; Figitidae. The transcript is spliced from 5 exons. Gene Ontology annotation, biological process: regulation of transcription by RNA polymerase II.
UCCGCGCCGCGCGGUGUGCACUACAGUUACUGGGUAAGGCGCGCGUGUGUAAUUCUUAGUCUUCAUCGUCAUUAUAUUUGUGCUAACCACUUGGUAUUGCCUUGACACAGCGCGCGUGAAAACAAUUAUCGGUGUAUGUCUCUUGAAAAAUAACGGUGCUAACUGAUGCCUACCUUGCUUUGGAUUUAAUGCUCGCGAAAGCAUUUCAGUGUUUUCUACAGUUCUCUGCACUUAUUGUGGAUUACUCGUUCAGGAAUUUUCCGUCGGAUAUCAGCAGAAAAGUGAUUACGGAUGUGUGUACCACUUAGUACAAUGAUGUUUGGUCGGGAACGAUUGAUGCACAGUUUUGGUCUAGUCAAUGAUCAAUCAUGCGGAUAGUCAGUCUGAUAGUCGAAAUUUCGUGUACCGAGUUAGUGGCCCUGCGCAUUGCAAGUAGUUACUGGCGAUUAUAAUCAGACACUAGUGAGUAGAUUGUCGCUGCAUUGGAAGAAACUUGUCGCAGGCUGAGUUUCUGGAUGUUGGAGGAUCAUCAUCCUGGAGUGAACGAAUGCGAAGCGACGCAACGCGUGUGUUAAGUGUGGACGGUGUUUGUAGUGCUCCCUGACAAGCAGUAUUGAAUUCAGUAUUGAAUUCCGGGAAUUAAGAUUUACUUAAUUGAAAAUUGAGGUGAAAUUUGAAAUUGAGAAGAAGUUGCAGUUGUCGGUUGUCGUGUGUGUAGUGGAAGGCUGUCCCACAUGUUGUCAUCGGACUCAGUAAAGUGCCCGCUGACCUGAGCGGAUACCUGGCCCCAAGAUUCGGGCCCCGUGGCGUGUGGAGGACUUUGGAGGCGAGGCGCGGGUGGCUGGGUGCGACUUUGUCGCGUCUAAGGUGGAGCGUCCGGGCAGCACGACGACGCUCAACUUCACGGACCUGGGGAGCCCAUUCGGGGCGGGCGACCCCUGUCCGUCGAGUACCCCGACCCCGAACAGCAUGUCGGGUGGCGGUCCGUCGGGCGGAGGAGGCGGCGGAACCGGGGGCGGUGGAGGAGGCAGUGGUGGAGGCGGCGGCGGGUCCGACAUGGAGCAGCACCUGCAUCAUUCGGGUCUAGGUUCGGUGACACCCGGGCCACCCGGGGGCACCGGCGGCGACAGUGCCUCCAGCACCCCAGUCUCCCAAAGCGGCAAGUCCGCAUUUAUCGAACUUCAGCACAAUAACCUGUACAAUCCCGCCGGCCUCCGCGGCGGAUAUCCCGGAAGCCACAAUGUCCCCAGUGCACAUCAGUUUUCUCACCAAGUCAGUUCGCUCGGACAUCAGGGCUCGGGACCCGGCAGUGGCAAUCAACAGCAUGCUGAUGCCGGAUUCCCCAGUCCUAGGUCGGCCCUAGCCGGAUAUCCGUUCGCGCCCAUGCAUCAGCACAACGCCUAUGGAUAUCACCUGGGAUCGUACGCUCCCCAAUGUCCCUCACCGCCCAAGGACGGGUGGUGUAUGUUCACAGACCUCUCGCCUUUGGGUGAUAAGGGCGGAAGCCUCGUAGACGAAUUAGGAGGCGGUGGCGGUGGAUCCCUUAGGAAUGGCAAAGGAAAGAAGAUGAGAAAGCCAAGAACUAUCUACAGCAGUCUUCAGCUUCAACAACUGAAUAGGCGAUUUCAAAGAACGCAGUAUUUGGCACUACCAGAACGAGCGGAACUCGCAGCCAGUUUGGGUUUGACGCAAACACAGGUGAAGAUAUGGUUUCAAAAUAGAAGGAGUAAAUAUAAAAAGAUGAUGAAAGCGGCUCAGCAGGGAGGAGGUGGCGGUGGCGGCGGUCAACAUGGGAAUAUUCUAGCCGGUGGUACGACGCUGCCUGGAGGACCGUCUCCACAGCCUGGUCAACCUGGAGGUCUGAUGCAAGGAGGAGGCGGCAGUUCGGUGUCAGGAAGCCCAACGACGGGAUACCUGGGUGGCAUGGGCGGCGGCGGUGGGGGUCACACCCCCGGCAGUUCGAGUCCUGGGAGCGAGAUGUCGCCCCAGCACAACGAGAGUCCUCCUGCUCCCGCCUGGCCAGGAGAGAUGAAGCACCAUCCGCACCCUCAUGCACCGCCUCACACCCAUCACCAUCCUCAUACGCCCGGUCAUCAUCCACCACCCCCGCCGCCACCCCCGCACCACGCGGGCUACAUGCCGCAGUACUCUUGGUACCAGGCGGAUCCUAAUCCAGGAUUACUCACAGUUUGGCCAGCAGUUUAACGAAGACGUGUAAUCUAAUGAAGCAUUGUUCAAGAGGGAGCUUCUCGUAACCCAAAGGACACCCAGUGCCCAAAGUGUUUAUACAUAGCCUCGAGAGAUCGAGUAAUGUUAAUAAUAUUCUCUGUAGAAAUUGUCAUGUCGCUUCACGCACACGGAAUUCGCUGUUCAAGUAUGUGGUGCGACGUUGCGAUUUCAGCGAUAGGUGAAAUUAAUUGAAAUGUUGACUUUACCUUGGUUAGAAGGAAGGUUUUUGUAAAGUGCGCGUAUUUGAAUCGUCGUUUAUUAGAACAAUUCCAUGCGAAAUGCCGAAUAGUUGCGGACGAUCUUUUGAAUUUAGUGAUCAGUGCCCAGUGACGUCCGUCAAGUGAUAAUGUACAAAGAAACAUUUUGAGAUAAUAAAGAUCUCAAAGUGUCAAAAUACAGUCUCCUCGUUUGAUCGUGAAUUAAUGUAUAACUACUGGACAAAUCAAAGGCAAGUUUACCUCGAAAAAUUCUACUCAUAACUCAAUGAGGAUAAUGCACCGAAUAUGUUCUUGAAAAUUUAUAUUUUAAAAUAACUACAUGUCUGUAGUUAAAUAAAUUGAAGAGGGAAUUUUUAUUCGUGACAAAAAACAAAUUUUCACAUGUAACAAUAAUCGUGGACCAUUUGAAAAUUAUCUUGAAUUAUUUCGUUAAACUAGUCGACAAUGUAUUGUAUAUCCAAAUGUGAGUACAAUACUUAAAAUAAGUUUUUCAAAUAGAAAUUUUCCAAUUAAAUUGGAAUUCAAAACAUUUGACAAUAAAACGAUUCAAGUUGAGAGUAUUACGCGAUUAAAAUUAGUUUCGUCAAUGAUAAUUUUCAAAUGAUUUGAAACUCUUUCUUCUUCGUCGAACGCUCAGAAUUCAAUCAAAAGGGAAGAUGUUUUUUUUUGUAUUUUCAAAUUGGUACAAGAAACGACAAUUUUCUUUGCAGUAUCAUUUAAAGUCAACUCAGAUUUCGCACAUCUAAAAAAGCAACUUGGUCGAUUACUGAUGAUUUCAAUUAAUAAGUCACUGAGCGACCUACUUCGUGAACUAAAUCACGUAAAUGAAAUUCUAAUGACAUUUUCGUAAGUCAAUUUUAUCGAGUCUUUUAUGAUGCAAUAACGCUAAACUUUGAGAAGUAACAAACUAUAAUAGUUAUUAGUGUAACAAAAAUUGUGAAUACACUAAUAUCGAGUAAAAAAUCAUUUCAAUCGUCUAAUUUUCGACAAUAUACAAACAUAUACAUGUAUAAUUGUAUAUAUAUACAUCUUCCUUAAAAAAUAUAAAUUUUUAAGAAUUUAAAAAUUUUUUUUACGGUCUGAAGAAUAAAUUUUUUUAAUCGCUAAUGAAAAUAUGUAAUAUUUUUUAAAUGCGAAAAGUGUUGAUAUUGAUUUGAAGCUUCUUUUUUACUCUUACUUUAAAUUUGAUUCUAACUUUAGAUCAAAUGAAUUAAAUUAAAAUUUAUAAAUUUUUUUCCUGUUAUAAAUGUAAAACUGUUUAAAAGUUUUUUCUUUUUUUGCACUUAAACUGUCUUUUUCCAUUACGCAAUGCGUCGGCUCAGAAAGAGACUCAAUAUGAGGUAAAAACCACAAAAAGAGCGAUUGCGUUCGCGAGUCACGAGAAUCACGAAGGACCGGUGAGCUCUGUCAGUGACCCAAAUCCAAGGCACGACAAUGGUAGCCUCAUGAGAAUGCGGUCUGAUAGAUCCUUUCUUUUUAGUCUCACUCUUUUUCUACUUGUAUUUUUUCCAGUGAAAGAAGAAAAGCAAAGAGGUUGAUCAAAACUUUAUUCACAAAUUCAAUUUUCAACAUAUUAUUUCUGCCAGAAUAAAAAAAAAUUAUGUGAUAUUCUUAUACAUAUUACACGUGUUGUAAUGUGGAACUGAUUCUUAUAAAAUCAUAGCUACUUCAAGUUCAAUCAUUUCAUAAAAAAUAGUGAACAAAAUUUACGGGAAAAAUGAAACUCUUGAAAUUUAAGCAGGUUGAUAUUAAAAAUAAUUAUUUAUAUUUUGUUUUAAAUUUUGACCUAUUUGGAAUGAAAUCAAAGUUCGACUCGCUUAAAUUUGAAGAAAGUGUUAUAUAAUAUUUGUUAUAAGUAAAAAUGUUUUUAUAAUAUAUUUUUAAAUUGAGAAUGAGAUAAAUUUCGAAAUAUGAUUUAUUUUUCGUAAAUGUAUUUAUAAAAAUUAAUUUAUUUGGUGAAUUUUCUAUUUUAUUCUUAAAGUACGCAUACAAUACAUUCGGUUUAUCGAUGAAUAAAAAUUAAACGCAAAAUGUCAUUACGAACUCAAGCAUAAUGUAUAGGCUAUUAAACGAACAGCGAAGUAGUCACAAGUCGUCGUCGUCGUCGUCGUCGUAAUAAUAACGAUAUAAAAUUCUUUCGGUGCAAUAAUACGAAGAAAAAAAAAAGAAUUGAGUAAUUUAAGAUAAAAUUUUUCUGUUCCUAAAUAAUGAAUAGAGGAGAUGUAUGAAUGAUGCGUGUUGAACUAAUAAAAGUAAAGACUAUUUGACGAGGCGUAGUUUUUCAAUUUGCGCGUGUGUUUGAUUAGACGAAUGUGUAUAAGGGGGAAAGGCGACAUUAAAAAACUCUGCGAGUCUAUACAGUUCUGUUUUCCUAGCAUUGCUAGUAUAUCGGUGGGAGAGACGAAAUUCAAUUGUGCGCAAACGGGUCGCAAGGCAAAUCGAUUUCAAUUGUAUAUACCAAGCCGGGACCCCUUAGCUUGUAAGAUAUAAGUGGAUCUAUGUAAAAUACGAUGUUGUGAUAAGAGUGUAAAAAUGGAGAAAAUUGUUUAUUUAGGGCAUGAAAACAGACCCUCCCCUAGUUAUCGAUUUCACUGAAUACCCUUGUACGAAAAUAGAUAUUACGGAAAACUAAAAUACCUUAAAUAUGAUUACUGUUGUAUAAAGUAUGAAUAAUAACUAAAUAAUUCAAUUUAA